This is a messenger RNA of Osmia bicornis bicornis, 1562 nucleotides long. Its product is annotated as glutamate-rich WD repeat-containing protein 1. NCBI's taxonomy places the organism in Eukaryota, Metazoa, Arthropoda, Insecta, Hymenoptera, Megachilidae. The record is from RefSeq and is a predicted model, not a curated record. Bases 127 to 1542 code for a protein of 471 amino acids. Gene Ontology annotation, molecular function: protein binding. The transcript has 4 exons.
AAAGAUUAAUUUAUAAUAUAACAGACACACACAUAACCCCAUAUAAUUUUAAGUGUGUGUUGGUUAGCCAUUUUAUGUCUCACGUGUAUCGAGUCUGUACAAAUUGAGAGAUGUACCUUUUUUAAGAUGACUAUCUUUUAUAAAGAAAUUCCUAAAGAAAUGGAGGGCGAACCGAUGGAUGAAAUUAACGAGAAUAUGGAGGAAAGUAACAGUGAGAGUGAAGAAGAAGAAGACUCCAUGGAAAGUGAAGAAACUGAAGAAAAAGAAAAUCAAAAUACCGAAUCUAAAGUAUACCUUCCUGGACAACCACUGAAAAGUGGAGAAGAACUUGUGGUUGAUAAAUCAGCAUAUAGACUUCUACAUCAUGCACAAUCUGGUGCACCAUGUCUUAGUUUUGAUAUAAUCUUAGAUGACUUAGGUAAUAAUAGAGAAAAUUAUCCUUUGAGUAUGUACCUUGUUGCUGGAACACAAGCUGCCAAGACGCAUGUUAAUAAUCUUCUGGUUAUGAAAAUGAAAAACCUUCAUGCCACCAAGGAUGAUUCUGAUGAUGACUCAGAUGAUGAUGAACUAGACAGUGAUGAUGAUACAAAUACACCUGUAAUGUCUGUUGCACCAAUCAAACAUCAGGGUUGCAUUAAUAGAGUUAGAUACGCUAAACUCGGCGACGCAACUGUUGCAGCAAGUUGGAGUGAAUUGGGUCGUGUACAUAUUUGGAAUUUAGAUGAACAAUUAAAAGCACUUGAUAACGAUGAAUUGCUUCGUGCUUAUCGUAAGAAGUGUGAGAAACACGAUGGAGGCAUCAAAUCAUUAUUCACGUUUAAAGGACAUCUGUCGGAAGGAUAUGGAUUAGAUUGGUGUCCAACUGAAAUAGGUACUUUAGCUUCUGGUGAUUGUAAAGGAAAUAUUCACAUAUGGCGUAUUAGUAAUGGUAAUAGCGCGACGUGGCACGUGGAUCAAAGACCAUACAAUUCACACGCACCACAUAGCGUCGAAGAUAUUCAGUGGUCUCCUAAUGAAAGGCAUGUGCUUGCUUCGUGCUCUGUUGACAAAAGUAUUAAAAUUUGGGAUACGAGAUCAAGCCCGCAGUCCGCUUGCAUGUUGACAGCAUCUGGCACACAUACUGCUGACAUUAACGUUAUUUCAUGGAAUCGCAAUGAAAGUCAGUUUCUUGUAUCUGGUGGUGACGAUGGAUUGAUUUGUGUAUGGGAUUUGCGCCAGUUUGGUUCUAGUGGCUCAAGUCCAUUAGCCAUAUUUAAACAGCAUACUUCACCUGUUACAACAGUCGAAUGGCAUCCACAAGAAGCUACUGUAUUUGCUUCCGGUGGAGCCGAUGAUCAGAUUGCUCAAUGGGAUUUGUCAGUAGAAGCCGAUCAAUCGGAAGCCACAGAAAAUAAUGAAUUGAAGGAAUUGCCUUCUCAGUUGUUAUUUAUACAUCAAGGUCAAACUGAUAUUAAAGAACUACAUUGGCAUCCUCAAUGUACUGGUGUUGUAAUAUCGACAGCACAUUCAGGAUUUAACAUAUUUCGUACAAUUAGUGUAUAAUAAACUAAUUUCUUUAAGAA